AAUACCCUUGCAACGCGCGCGCCUACUCUCCUCCGCCCACUCGCUAGCCGCCGCUUCCCUUCUCCGCACCGACUACUGCGCCACUCCGCCAAGCGCAGCGCGCGCUCCCUCCCGCAGGCGGAGGGCGUGGUGCGCAGCCGCUGCAGGGGGAGCGGGCGAGGCGGAUGCGAGGGCGGCGCCGCUGGCGACCGCUGCGGGGGAUCGUGCAGUGAGGGCGGUCUCCGCCACGCGUUCAGGUUGCGGCAGCAGUGGCAGUGCGCGACCUGGUGGAGCAGGCGCAGUAGGCUACGCGCAGCUCUGCUCCAUCAUGCCCCGCUCGCACCACCGCCGCAAGGGGUAUCCCUUGGGGUCGCUGCUCGAUUUUACGACCGAUGCUGAUGGCC
Messenger RNA from Closterium sp. Yama58-4, 383 nucleotides. The record is from the annotation of a GenBank genome assembly. Lineage: Eukaryota; Viridiplantae; Streptophyta; Zygnematophyceae; Desmidiales; Closteriaceae.